AGUGGAUUUGUCGGGCCUGGAGAGAGCUGGGGAAAUCGAAACUUAUUUCAGCAGCUGUCUUCAGUCACUGGGUGUGUCUUCCUGCACAGUGGACUUGACGGGCCUGGAGGGAGGAGAGGAAAUUGAAACCUAUCUCAUCCUCUAGUUUAUUUACAUCAUUGGGUAUGUCUUCUUUGACCACAGUAGAGUUUUCCACUCUGAAAUGAACUGGGUUUUCCAGAAACGAAUCCAAGAUCCAGCUGUUGGUAGUAGUGGGGGUGGGGAUGUCAGUUGGGGUCUUCAGGAAAUCUUCAGUGGGUAGGUCCAGAACAGAGACCCUACUCAGAUGCCCCUAGGCCUAGGAGGCAAAAGUCCUCAGAGGCUGAAGGGAAGCCAAUGUACAGGCUCUCUCAGAAGCCGUCUAGUUCUUGAAAAGGCACCUAUCUAUAAAGAUUCGGUUCCUGUUUGGAAACUUAACUGGUCCUCAUGGCGUUUUCGGGCACAGGGACACUGGUGGCUUCCAUUGUCUCCAAGAUGACAUCUUCAGCAGCCAUGGUCAAAGCUGGAGGGGCAGUCUCUGGCACCAUUCUAGCUGGUUCGAAGGGGCUCAUCCUGUUAACACAGAGUGCCCUGGGCUCUGCAACAUCUGCACUUGGAGCACUGAAGGUUGGCACCAUUUUAUCUGGGUUCUCUGCCUCCACCUUGGCUGCUUCCCCCAUUGGAGAGGAACCUGCUUUGGUGGGCAGGGAGAAGAAAAGUGACUUCAGAUUUUCCUUCCCCGCAGCAGGCAAAGCAGCAAGAAGGCAGAGAAAGGAAGGACAAAGCAAAAUCUACCUGAAGGGUUUUGAGUUCUCCAGAGCCAAGGCUGUUGUGGCUGUGCUUGGGGGAGCCAUGACAGUAGCUGCUGUACCACCUGCGCUGAGUGCUGUGGGCUUCACCGCCUCAGGAAUUGCAGCCUCCUCUCUAGCAGCUAAGAUGAUGUCCUUGUCAGCUAUUGCUAAUGGGGGUGGAGUCCCAGCUGGUGGCCUGGUGGCCAUUCUGCAGUCUGCUGGAGCUGCUGGACUCUCCGUGCCAUCUACUGUCAUCGUGGGCUCUGCAGGGUCUGCCGUUGUGGCCAGUGUCAUGAACAUCUGUGAGAGUUUCUACCCUUUUCUCAUGGGAUCAGAGGUGGCAGACAUGGCGACAGAGGUGGCAGAUAUGGCGAUAGAGGUGGCAGACAUUUCAACAGAAGAGGCACUGCCCAACUUGUCUAACACAGAGAAGGAUUAAUUACCCCCAGGCGACAAUCUCCUAACACAUAUUGCCUAGGUGGAAAUAAAUUAAACCGAGUUCUUGCCAGUCUC
This is a messenger RNA of Mus musculus (house mouse), 1322 nucleotides long. It is a transcript of the gene Ifi27, whose product is annotated as interferon, alpha-inducible protein 27. Bases 466 to 1248 code for a protein of 260 amino acids. Lineage: Eukaryota; Metazoa; Chordata; Mammalia; Rodentia; Muridae. The record is from RefSeq and is marked validated. Gene Ontology annotation, cellular component: membrane. The transcript is spliced from 7 exons.